Ornithodoros turicata is the source of this 969-nucleotide messenger RNA. RefSeq lists its product as uncharacterized. Gene Ontology annotation, biological process: DNA integration. Lineage: Eukaryota; Metazoa; Arthropoda; Arachnida; Ixodida; Argasidae. Gene Ontology annotation, molecular function: nucleic acid binding. The record is from RefSeq and is a predicted model, not a curated record. The coding region runs from base 1 to 969 and encodes 322 amino acids. The transcript has a single exon.
AUGUGGUGCUGUGGUAUCGACAACGACAUAGAGGAGAUGGCCAAGACGUGCAUCAGUUGCGGGAAGAAUCAGAAGUCUCCCGCGAAGCUGGUACAGCCAGAGUGGACUCGACCCAGCAGCCCAUGGCACACCAUUCAUCUAGACUUUGCUGGACCUAUUCGAGGUAUCACAUUCCUAGUAAUAGUGGAUGCCUAUAGCAAGGGGAUGGAGGUCCGGCAAGUGGAAAGUCCAAACUCAGCUACUGUGAUACGAGUGCUCCGCGGCCUCUUUGCGACAUUUGGAAUUCCGCAAGAAGCAGUGUCGGAUAAUGGAACUGCUUUUGUGUCCGAGGAGAUGAAGGAAUUCUACCGGAGAAACGGGGUUAAGUGCGUCACUGCAGCACCUUAUCACCCUGCUACCAAUGGGCAAGCCGAAAGAAUGGUCGGUUAUUUUAAACGGGCACUGUCGAAAGGAACAUCGGGAACGCUGGCUACGCAAGUUUCAAGGAUAUUGUUUAAGCAACACACAACGUGUCACGCGACAACGGGGAAGACCCCCGCAAGACUGAUGUUCGGGCGAGAAUUACCCUCGGCUCUGGAUGGUCUCCUACCGAAACGUCACUCCAGCCAGCUCGAUAACCUACCAGAAUCAAGGACACUCCAUGAAGGUUACGUGGUGCUCAUCAGAAACUUCAGGAGCAAGCCAACAUGGGUGCAAGGAGACGUGACCAGAAGAGUGGGUCGCCGUUCGUGGAUGGUGCGCACAGAGGACGGCGAGUGCCGACGUCAUAUCGAUCACAUUAGGCUAGUCCGACGUAAGGCACAACUGUUGGACACUGGCACUUCGCCUCUUCUGGCUUGGGACAUAGGCGAUACUGAGGAUCAAGUUACAAGGAACGAGGAAACGUCGUCCGUUCCACCUCCUUUGGAAGGACGGCCUAAGAGAGUCAGAAGGAAACCAGAUCGAUAUGGAGACUUUGUUUCGGAAUAG